AUGGCUCGUAUCCCAAGACGUGAAGAUUUUACUCAGGGGAAACUUCAUCAUAUUCCUUCUCUGCACCACACCAGCUGUAAAAACGGCUCUAAAAGAAAUCACCAGGACACAUCUUCAGUUACAUUCAUUAACCCAGGAACUCAUGGGUCAAGUCACCAGGACACAUCUUCAGUUACAUUCAUUAACCAAGGAACUCAUGGGUCAAGUCACCAGGACACAUCUUCAGUUACAUUCAUUAACCAAGGAACUCAUGGGUCAAGUCACCAGGACACAUCUUCAAUUACAUUCAUUAACCAAGGAACUCAUGGGUCAAGUCACCAGGACACAUCUUCAGUUACAUUCAUUAACCAAGGAACUCAUGGGUCAAGUCACCAGGACACAUCUUCAGUUACAUUCAUUAACCAAGGAACUCAUGGGUCAAGUCACCAGGACACAUCUUCAGUUACAUUCAUUAACCAAGGAACUUAUGGGUCAAGUCACCAGGACACACCUUCAGUUACAUUCAUUAACCAAGGAACUCAUGGGUCAAGUCACCAGGACACAUCUUCAGUUACAUUCAGUAACCAAGGAACUCAUGGGUCAAGUCACCAGGACAAAUCUUCAAUUACAUUCAUUAACCCAGGAACUCAUGGGUCAAGUCACCAGGACACAUCUUCAGUUACAUUCAUUAACCAAGGAACUCAUGGGUCAAGUCACCAGGACACAUCUUCAGUUACAUUCAUUAACCCAGGAACUCAUGGGUCAAGUCACCAGGACACAUCUUCAGUUACAUUCAUUAACCAAGGAACUCAUGGGUCAAGUCACCAGGACACAUCUUCAGUUACAUUCAGUAACCAAGGAACUCAUGGGUCAAGUCACCAGGACACAUCUUCAGUUACAUUCAUUAACCAAGGAACUCAUGGGUCAAGUCACCAGGACACAUCUUCAGUUACAUUCAUUAACAAAGGAACUCAUGGGUCAAGUCACCAGGACACAUCUUCAGUUACAUUCAGUAACCAAGGAACUCAUGGGUCAAGUCACCAGGACACAUCUUCAGUUACAUUCAGUAACCAAGGAACUCAUGGGUCAAGUCACCAGGACACAUCUUCAAUUACAUUCAUUAACCCAGGAACUCAUGGGUCAAGUCACCAGGACACAUCUUCAGUUACAUUCAUUAACCAAGGAACUCAUGGGUCAAGUCACCAGGACACAUCUUCAGUUACAUUCAUUAACCAAGGAACUCAUGGGUCAAGUCACCAGGACACAUCUUCAGUUACAUUCAGUAACCAAAGAACUCAUGGGUCAAGUCACCAGGACACACCUUCAAUUACAUUCAUUAACCCAGGAACUCAUGGGUCAAGUCACCAGGACACAUCUUCAGUUACAUUCAUUAACCAAGGAACUCAUGGGUCAAGUCACCAGGACACAUCUUCAGUUACAUUCAUUAACCAAGGAACUCAUGGGUCAAGUCACAAGGACACAUCUUCAGUUACAUUCAUUAACCAAGGAACUCAUGGGUCAAGUCACCAGGACACAUCUUCAGUUACAUUCAUUAACCAAGGAACUCAUGGGUCAAGUCACAAGGACACAUCUUCAGUUACAUUCAUUAACCAAGGAACUCAUGGGUCAAGUCACCAGGACACAUCUUCAGUUACAUUCAUUAACCAAGGAACUCAUGGGUCAAGUCACCAGGACACAUCUUCAGUUACAUUCAUUAACCAAGGAACUCAUGGGUCAAGUCACCAGGACACAUCUUCAGUUACAUUCAGUAACCAAGGAACUCAUGGGUCAAGUCACCAGGACACAUCUUCAGUUACAUUCAGUAACCAAGGAACUCAUGGGUCAAGUCACCAGGACACAUCUUCAGUUACAUUCAUUAACCAAGGAACUCAUGGGUCAAGUCACCAGGACACAUCUUCAGUUACAUUCAGUAACCAAGGAACUCAUGGGUCAAGUCACCAGGACACAUCUUCAGUUACAUUCAGUAACCAAGGAGUUCAUGGGUCAAGUCACCAGGACACACCUUCAGUUACAUUCAUUAACCAAGGAACUCAUGGAUCAAGUCACCAGGACACAUCUUCAGUUACAUUCAGUAACCAAGGAACUCAUGGGUCAAGUCACCAGGACACAUCUUCAGUUACAUUCAUUAACCAAGGAACUCAUGGGUCAAGUCACCAGGACACAUCUUCAAUUACAUUCAUUAACCAAGGAACUCAUUGGUCAAGUCACCAGGACACAUCUUCAGUUACAUUCAUUAACCAAGGAACUCAUGGGUCAAGUCACCAGGACACAUCUUCAGUUACAUUCAGUAACCAAGGAACUCAUGGGUCAAGUCACCAGGACACAUCUUCAGUUACAUUCAGUAACCAAGGAACUCAUGGGUCAAGUCACCAGGACACAUCUUCAGUUACAUUCAUUAACCAAGGAACUCAUGGGUCAAGUCACCAGGACACAUCUUCAGUUACAUUCAUUAACCAAGGAACUCAUGGGUCAAGUCACCAGGGUACAUCUUCAGUUACAUUCAUUAACCAAGGAACUCAUGGGUCAAGUCACCAGGACACAUCUUCAAUUACAUUCAGUAACCAAGGAACUCAUGGGUCAAGUCACCAGGGUACAUCUUCAGUUACAUUCAUUAACCAAGGAACUCAUGGGUCAAGUCACCAGGACACAUCUUCAGUUACAUUCAUUAACCCAGGAACUCAUGGAUCAAGUCACCAUGACACACCUUCAGUUACAUUCAUUAAUUAA
This is a messenger RNA of Biomphalaria glabrata, 2727 nucleotides long. Its product is annotated as serine-rich adhesin for platelets-like. The record is from RefSeq and is a predicted model, not a curated record. Lineage: Eukaryota; Metazoa; Mollusca; Gastropoda; Planorbidae. The coding region runs from base 1 to 2727 and encodes 908 amino acids. The transcript is spliced from 2 exons.